AAUCACUCGCAGUCACUGGCGGAUCUUUAGCAGAAGUUGAAGGAACAUCCAGGGAUCGUCUUUGGACUCGGUCGCGCUGUGUCGGGGCGACGAGAGGAAGAAUCGGCCGAGUUAGAGGCGAAGAGAUACAAAUCAGUGCGGUCGGCCGAGGAUUCUUGUGGUUGGGGCGCGGGGAGAUCAGCUGGAGCUUUUGCUGUUUGUUCUUCUAUUUCUUUCGGUCUCUCUGGGCCCUUCUCCUCCCCGACCCCUCUGCUUCUGGCUGACACUCAAGGGGGUCGGGGUUCGGGGGCAACAUGUUCCAACCCACCCCAAAAAGGUGUUUUACCAUCGAAUCGUUGGUGGCUAAAGACUCGCCGAUCUCUCGCUCCGACGACCCCAUCCGACCCGCCGCCCUCAGUUAUUCCAACUCUGCGCCCCUGAACCCCUUUAUCAACGGCUUCUCCCCCACGGCCAGAGGCGUCUACUCCAACCAGGACUUGGUCUUUGCUGAAGCCAUUUCUCACCCGCCCAACCCUUCUGUCCCUGUGCACCCAGUGCCCCCACCCCACGCCCUGCACCCCCUGCCGACCCCUCACUCACCGCACCCCCUCUUUUCAUCUCAGCAACGCGACCCCUCAACCUUCUACCCCUGGUUAAUACACCGGUACCGAUACCUGGGACACCGAUUCCAAGGGAACGACCCGAGUGCUGAGAGUUUCCUUCUCCACAACGCACUGGCCCGAAAACCCAAACGGAUCCGCACCGCUUUCUCCCCCUCUCAGUUACUGCGCCUGGAACACGCCUUUGAGAAAAACCACUAUGUUGUGGGCGCAGAAAGGAAACAGUUGGCGCACACGCUCAGCCUCACCGAGACCCAGGUAAAAGUUUGGUUUCAGAACAGAAGGACAAAGUUCAAACGUCAGAAACUGGAGGAAGAGGGGUCGGAUUGUUCGCAGAAGAAAAAAGGGGCUCAUCACAUCAACAGAUGGAGGAUCGCCACCAAACAAGGGAGCCCCGAGGAGAUCGAUGUCACAUCGGACGAUUAACAACGACCACUUGGGACUUCCACAUUCUUUUUGCUUUUUAAUGAACUUUCAAACGAGAAAACAAAUAAAAGGGUUUGAGCUCCAAGGGAGUCAGACUGGACUGGGCUCAGAAGCAGAACUCACAGAGGAGAGAGAGAGAGAUGGGCGACCCCAAAGUGGCCUGGGCUUCGAGGUCAACCAGCAGGGGUCAAGGUCAUCCCCAGGGAUUCAGUGAAUAAGGACAACUCGUUUCUUUUGCACUUCCAACAUUUCUCCCCCCAACAAAUAUAUAAAAAUCCUGUUUUUGUUUUUUUAAAUAAAUUAUUUCCCAAAACUUGAAUUGCAUGACAAAUGGGUUUACACGAUGUUCUAACUACCCCUCCCCAAUAAAACAGGUAACUUUAUAAUUUAAGAGAAAUAGUUUCACUUCUAACCAACGCCCCCCAUCCCAGAGCCAAUGAAAGGCUUUGGUCACUGCAGCACCUCUUGCGUCACCCUACAGAUUCCUGACGUCAUGGAGAGUGCAAUAUGACGACUGAAACCCUAGUUGGCCAAGAUGUUCUGCAGCAGCAGUAGCUGAAAUAAAUCUUUACACGAGAGUCGCACUGAGUUUUGGUGCGAUAAUAUAGGGGGUCAGGAAUGCGAUUUUUUUUAAAGACAUCUUUCCAAAAUAUUCUGGAAUUUUAUUGAUCGUACAGAAAUCAGUAAAAAAAAAAAUAUUUUGAAUGCUGCAGAAAUAAUCAGAGGGGAGUGUUUGUGUGGACUUGGACCUGAAGCAUUUCCCACGGUGUCUGGUGCUUUAAUUAAACCCACAGACUUGGCACAAGGAGUCUCCAAAAAUGACAGUUUCAUGGAUCAUUUUGUAGAACUGAUCACUUUUGGCAGCAAUUCGGAAGCACUGAGAUUUUUAUUUUCCACAAUAGUAAAAACUCUAUUAAAUAUGGACAACAACAUCCUAAUGUUUCCCCAGUGUCUUCUCCACCAGAUUGUACAUAUUUUUGUGUUUGUGUUCAUUUGUUAGAAUUCUAACUCACUAUAUACUUCCAAGAAGUAUGUGUCAAUAUUUUGUCAAUAAAGAUUUAUCCAAAA
Molecule: messenger RNA, 2093 nt
Organism: Xenopus laevis (African clawed frog)
Lineage: Eukaryota; Metazoa; Chordata; Amphibia; Anura; Pipidae
Gene: emx2.S
Product: empty spiracles homeobox 2 S homeolog
Exons: 3
Coding region: 294-1025 (243 amino acids)
Biological process (GO): brain development; neuron differentiation; regulation of DNA-templated transcription
Cellular component (GO): nucleus
Molecular function (GO): RNA polymerase II cis-regulatory region sequence-specific DNA binding; DNA-binding transcription factor activity, RNA polymerase II-specific; DNA binding
Source: RefSeq, a predicted model, not a curated record